UUGAGAUUUUAAUACAAAUACACUAUAAUCAUUUACGGUAAUCCUUUACAGUAAAUGCAGUGUGCAAAGAUCUGUUUUCCCCUGACUUGCUAGGGUUUGAUGUACCAUCCUUGAGAUAUUUUUUGAAAAAAAUCAGGGAAAGAAAAUCAGUAGUUUUUAAAGAGAUAGUGGGUAGUUGCCAGCUCUUACUGAUCAGACAACCUGCAGUGGGCAUUCCAGGACCCAAAGCAGUCCCCUGUGUCUUCUCUGCCCCCCUGGUGAGCUGGGUGACCAGCCAUGAUGGGCAGAUGGACCAAGGAUCCUGGCCAGCUCUCUAUGUCAUGGACUGUUGGCACUAGAUUUCUAGCUCUGCAGAUAUGCUCAAAAGACAGGCUUGGAGAAUUUUCCAGAGCCACAGACUCAGAGGAGGAAGAACCUCGGUUUAAGAGUUAAAGCUCUGGAUUCAAUCCUGGCCCCAUAAAUCAUUCUGUGUCUUUAAGCAAGUGAUUUACUUUUGUGGACCUCAAUUUCAUCCCUGGUAAUACUUAAGGUAGAAGAGAUGUGAUUAUUGGAGAGAGUGGAUAUCCACAGCACCUGAGUAGUGUGUGGUACCUAGUUUCUCUCCGGAAAUGAUCCCUCGGGGGACUAGCACAGCGAGAGUAGCUCCAGGUCUGAGCACAUAGACUGAGAUCAGUGUUUCUCAAAGUGUGGUCAACGUCCUUUCACCAGUCUCCAAGGAGGUAAGGGCCUUGCACCCAAAGGUGAAUCAGUGAUGUCACUAAGAGGACACUGGUUAGUCCAGUUGCCAGUGUUUUCCAGAGCAAGACUUUGUCGAUGAAGGAAGCUGCGUGUUGAUUUACAUUCUGGGGCGAGCUCUGUAUUUUGUUACAGACUGACGACACACGGCAUGUGGCUGGGCAUUUAGAGUAUCUCCGCUUUGGGUCCUGGCUCCAUGAACUGAUUUCCAUUCAUGUUUUUAUCCUUUUUUAGCCUUCCCUUCACAUUUCUGCCUUGUUUUUUCCCCAUCUCCGGGCAGACUGUUCUUCCAACAACCCCGCUCAGGUCCAGCUGCGACAGGAACUUAAUAAUUCCCUCCAGAUUGCUGAGAAGUUCACCAGGCUGUACGAGGAGCUGCUGCAGUCCUAUCAGGAGAAGAUGUUCAACACGUCCUCCCUGCUGAAGCAGCUGAAUGAGCAGUUUAGUUGGGUGUCCCAGCUGGCUAAUCUCACUCAAAGUGAAGACCCAUUCUAUCUCCAGGUCACAACGGUGGGGUCCCAGACUUCUGACUCCAGCGUUCCCACUGGGGUCACUAAGGUGGUUGUGAAGCUCUUCGAUUCCGACCCCAUCACUGUGAUGAUCCCAGAAGACGUCUCCAGGAACAAUCCUAAAUUUAUGGAGACUGUGGCAGAGAAAGCCCUUCAGGAAUACCGCCAUAAGAACCGGGAGGAAUGAGAUGUGACCACUGCCUCUCCAAAUAGGGGGCUGCCUGAGUUCCGUUGCCCCCGAGAUGAGUGAUAGGCCCCUAGAGAGAGCUCCGCAUGUCACUGAGUGGACCGGGCCUUGCCUCGAGGCCCUUCUGUCCCCUCACCCAGCCUUUCCUCCCUCCGGACUCCGCACCGUAACGCCGCGUUCGCUGAUCAUGGGAAGAACUCCUGUGUGCCACUAACUCAAUAAAACCGCCAGUAAUCUGAA
Leptonychotes weddellii (Weddell seal) is the source of this 1671-nucleotide messenger RNA. The record is from RefSeq and is a predicted model, not a curated record. Lineage: Eukaryota; Metazoa; Chordata; Mammalia; Carnivora; Phocidae.